Messenger RNA from Medioppia subpectinata, 408 nucleotides. The record is from the annotation of a GenBank genome assembly. Lineage: Eukaryota; Metazoa; Arthropoda; Arachnida; Sarcoptiformes; Oppiidae.
CCUGUGCUUGAGUUAAGUCAAUUGGCUUUUCCAUACCUGGAAAAAACUAACGGCACUAUAAUUAGCACAUCCAGUGUAUUGGCUGAAAAUCCGAGUAGAUUAAUGGCCGCGUAUUGUAUGUCUAAAGCGGCCAUAGAAAUGGCGACUAAUGUGUUGGCCCACGAGUUGGGCCCUAAGAUAAGGGUUAACUCUGUUAAUCCGGGUAUGACCAACACUCAUCUGUUUGAUGACAUGGAUCCUACCUUGUUCAAAACAUUUAUAAGCCAAACUGUAAGCAAUACACCCCUACAUCGGUUGGGUGAGCCCCUGGAUGUGGCCAAAGCGGUGGCAUUUCUGGCCUCAGCUGACGCCCAGUUUAUUACCGGCGCUCACAUUGCGGUUAACGGCGGCGUCCAAUGGCUCGGCUUA